ACAGCUUCAGUUUUUCAUGGUCGGAAGUGACGCUUGUUGAUGUAGGUUUGGUUGGGGCGCAGCGUUCACUGUCAGAGAGAGGACAAUAUCAAAAUCAUAAAGGGGAAAAAUCCUGACGAAUUGAACAGUUGUCGGUAAAGCGGGAGAAAAACAUAAGCAACAGACGCCACUGCAACAUGAAUCCGGUUUACAGCCCGGCUCCGACAGGAGUGCCCUAUGCGAACCCCAAGGGAAUAGGAUACCCAGCAGGUUUUCCGGUCGGCUACGCCACAGCGGCCCCUGCUUAUUCUCCCAAUAUGUUCCCCGGAGCCAAUGCUGCCUUUCAGACAGGUUUCACACACGGCACACCGUACAAAAUGUCCUGCUCACCAACCACCGGUACGGUCCCGCCGUACUCUUCGUCACCAAAUCCCUACCAGACAGCCGUCUUCCCAGUGAGAAGCGCUUACCCACAACAGAACCCAUACGCACAGCAGCAAGGUACCUACUUCACACAGCCCCUGUACGCGGCUCCACCCCACGUCAUCCACCACACCACAGUGGUCCAGCCCAACGGAAUGCCAGCCACCAUGUAUGCACCCCCCAUCCACACGCCCCGCGCCAAUGGCGUCGCCAUGGGCAUGGUAGCCGGCACCACCAUGGCAAUGUCAGCUGGCACCUUGUUGACGACUCACUCCCCAGGUCCAGUACCCCCUCACCAAGUCACGAUGCCCACGUACCGGCCGCCUGGAACGCCCACCUACAGCUACGUGCCCCCCCAGUGGUAAAAGAAUGAUGCCGUUGAAGAUACUAGAUAUGCAGUCAUAUUCAGUCCAGUAUUCUACACAUGGUGCUGAAGCCCUGAUGUCACCAACCAGGAUUUCAUUUGUCCAGUCAAAUUGAAAAGAUUAGAAAAAAAAGAAACCAAACAGAAAAGAAGGCGGAUCAAGAAUCUUCCCAUCCUGGGUAACUCAUGGAAGCAGUUCCCCCGCACUCCAAUCUCCCCCCCACACCCCACUUCUGUUUGCUUUACUGCCGAUGACUAGGCUUUGACAACAAUGUGUCCUGUGGACUGUCAUGCAACUCUAAAUAACGUAAAUAAGGCAGUUUACUUUUUAGUUCUGGACCCAUAUCUAGCCAAAUGCAUGUUUAUAUAGAUGCCAGUGUAAAAAUAUAUUUAAAAAGCUUGCUCUAUGUAGCUGCAGUGACUGAUGCAAAACUGUCAGAAGCAAAAUCCAAAGGUAUUGAGUACAAAAAAAACCUAUUAUAAAAACAGGGGCUGACACUCAGUAUCACAGAAGCUAUGUCUUAAUGUUACUUAAACUAAGUAUUUCUUUAUGAAUGAACAUGUAAAUUAAGUUUACUAUACAUCUCAGUGCAGUAUACUUUGAACCAAUGCUAAAGUUGAACUUUUUUUUAAAGUGUGAUUUUGUUUUGUACUGGCAUAACAGAGCAGGCCAUUUAAUUUUGUUGGGUGAUGCUGCGUUGAUAUAAAUUUAUACAUCAUUUGUAGACGCUGGUUUUUGGGGUGGGUGGAUGGGUGGUUCUGCGCAGGCCUACCUGCCUAUUCAGGUAUGUUCCCCUUGGCUCUUCUCCUGUGUAGUGUUUGGGACUGUGUGUGUGUGUGUGUGUGUGUGUGUGUGUCUUGGCAGGACAGAGCCUUGGAAAAUACUGCAGAACUUCUUUUUUUUCCGUUUUUCUCCCCUUUUGUUUUUUUAAAAACAAUCUCACCUGAAUAAAAAAAACAUAAAGCCUGAAAUGGGGGUGUUGAAUAUAGGACCAACCAUGCCCUUAGGCAUUGUAGAGGGAGCAGCUGUUUUCUCGGUUUAUUGAAUGUUUUGCCAUUUUAUUACACUUUAAAUGUGCAACUUGCUAGUCAUUUCAAUGUCUUUUUAAAACUACUGGUGAGCAGUUCUCUCGAGUGGGUCAUUCAUUUGUUCGGUAGCUUGGUCUGGUCUUACAGUAAAGCGAUUACCUCAAGGCCGCACCAGAAUGGACUGACCACAUCAUUGUCUUUUAGGAAUUCGCACUGCUUCCUUCAUAUUUACCUCAUAUUUGUGGGCUGUGUCAAGGAAGUGAUGUAAUACUUCUUUUGUAUUAUAUAUUUUUAAAAGACCAAAAAAAAAAAAAAAACAGCAAAUACAAUGAGUAUUGUCAGAGGUUCUCAUUAAUUAGUUGAUAUUGAUACUUGUGCAAGAAGAUCAAAUAUAUGCUCAAAUCAGCAUGCCUAAUUAAAAAAAAACCCACAACUGUGCUCUUCUACUUAACAGAACUCAUUUAAGUAUAUUGCUAACAGUCUACUAUUUGUAGGAAUCUACUUCUGAUGUACUUUUCAAAAAUGAUAUCUUAAAAUGAUGUUGAAAUUGCCGAUUUCCUUUGAAGGACCGGCUAUCUCAAUAAUCAAAUAACCGUGCUUUUUUUCAAUAGCCCUUUCAAUAGCCCAUUACUAGUGUAAUUCAUUUCAGCGGCUUGCGUUUCUGCAAACACCACAAACCUGUAUAAAGAUAUUCUGCCUGUGUCGCACUGUACCAUCAGAAUAUGUCUUAGUUGAAUGAUCAGAAUUUUGGCAGGUACAAUUCUUUAAUGAGCAGUUUCACAUAGUAAACAUGUCACCUGCAUCUUAGAAUUUGUACCAGAAUGGCUGUUUCUGUUUCCCUCAAAGGAUGAUGAUAAUGGCCUAUCAAAGUUGGCUUCAUGUAAUUCAGCUACUUAAAAUGUUUGGCCCCAAUUCAAUCUGGCCAUAUUUCGCUGAACCUAACAGUCUGUAUAGGCUGCUCUGCAAUACUCGAGCACCACCCUGAAAAAAAAUGAGGCAAUGUUCUAAGCUUGAUCUCAAAAAGGUUCAGGAAUAUGCCUGCAUAUCCUGACUUUUAUUUAUUUUAGACUAAAAGUUUUGCAGUGAUGCUGCUGAAGACCAAGCAAUGUGGGAAGUGCACUUGUACACAGUAGGACUUAUGGGGCUCGGGAAGACUCUUGUUUUUGCCUUUGGAUUCAUUGAAAUUUUUUAUUUUUUGUUAUGCAUUAUGCCCGAGACAGCAGGUCAAAAGUUUUGACUGCCUAGUUACCCACCCUGCUUCUUGCAACAAGUGGGUGUACGAACACAGGUUUGAACUGUCUUUGUAGUAGAUGCAGUGACCACAUUAUUAAAAGCACUACUUGUGUAUUUUUUGUUUGCUGGUUGCGUUCUGAAUUGCUGUCCAAAAUGUGAUUUAUUGUAUUUUGAUUAUAAUGGAAUAUGUUUUAUUUUUGUUUUUUUCAGUCGUCUCAGCAAUACAGUUGUACUGGUAUUUGUACUACUCAAUUUCACAUAUAAGGACAAUCACCGCUUUGUGUCUCCACAUUUGUCUGUGGCCAUGGGAUAAUCCGAUAAUUUAUGGAAAGAGGUUCUUCUGACACCAUUCCUGGCCAUUUACACGUUUUUUUUGGAAGCUGACGAGCUGCCCUUCACGUGACCCUGCAGGUCAGUGGCGGGAAGCUGGUCUGCUGGGAAAAGCAUGGCAAACAUUCUCUUCCAGUCCUGUCAUUGUGUGUGGCAUCCACUAGGUGACGCUGUGUCUCUGAACUCAACAACAUUGAUCAAAGGAAAUGUUUUUUUUUUAUGUUUGGAGAGAUGUACUGUAUUUCCAACAUUUUAAAUAAAGUUGAUAUACAAAACUUAA
Messenger RNA from Anguilla anguilla (European eel), 3638 nucleotides. RefSeq names its product myelin-associated neurite-outgrowth inhibitor. The transcript has 7 exons. NCBI's taxonomy places the organism in Eukaryota, Metazoa, Chordata, Actinopteri, Anguilliformes, Anguillidae. The record is from RefSeq and is a predicted model, not a curated record. The coding region runs from base 177 to 767 and encodes 196 amino acids.